AUGGACAUGGAAACUGAGCGCGCACUGGACAAGCGAUGGGCCCCUGUAUCUGUAUCCCGCAACGCAGACUCGGAGUUCAAAUUACGAACCCGCGAUCCAGUCAAGGCUUUUACUUAUAUUUGUCUGGGGUGCGCGCCUUGGAAGACGGAAAACAUAGAACAAGAGUCUGAUGAUGAGGACGAGGAAGACGAGGAGUCCAUAGAGCAGAAGAAGAAAGAUGAUGCGGGGAUUGCUCUGAAGCAGAGUACUGCCGUGCGCGACCCGGAUAACUUCGAGACGCAUGUCUACAAUGACUUCUUUGGAUAUGCCGUUAUGGAGCUGGUGGAGAAUCUGCUCGUGGAUUUUGACGAGGCUGCUGGUGACUGGAAGAUGUACUGUGAAGACGGAGAAACCGUGAAUGCGGUGUGCAUCGCCUUCGCCACGAUGUUCCUUACUAUGCUUGCUACUCUGGAGCGAAAUGACCUCUUCAAGUCGGACUCGGAGGUAAAGAACAUCGGAGCCAUUAUCGGUCUUUUCAUUCGCUUCAUUGUUGAUGUCGAAGAGUACGGUAUAGACUGGGAUGGCUAUGAUGUGAAGAUCAAGGCUUACGCUGCUAAGCACGAUGUCAUAAUCCAUGGUCUGAACCACCGCUAUGUGGAGUCGUCUGAUGAGACGGUUGAGCUUCCUGAGGUUAGCGCUAAUUCCAAUGAUCCCUAG
Messenger RNA from Penicillium expansum, 696 nucleotides. RefSeq lists its product as uncharacterized. The transcript is spliced from 3 exons. Lineage: Eukaryota; Fungi; Ascomycota; Eurotiomycetes; Eurotiales; Aspergillaceae. The coding region runs from base 1 to 696 and encodes 231 amino acids. The record is from RefSeq and is a predicted model, not a curated record.